CCCUCCCCCCAACGACGAGCCCGCGGCGGCCACCCUUGAGUGCUAGCGAGGCCUGUGUGGCCUCGCAGCCCGCGUCCGCGUCGCCGCCCCCGCGCCCCGCCGUUGGGCGGCGCCGCGCCGGCAUGUCGGGCCCCGGGCCUCGGGAGCCGUCGCCUGAGGCGGGCGCGGCGGGCGGCGACGCGGGCCCCGAGGGCGCGGGCGGCGGGGACGCGGCGCUGGGCGAGCCGGGGCUGAGCUUCACUACCACCGACCUGAGCCUGGUGGAGAUGACGGAGGUGGAGUACACGCAGCUGCAGCACAUCCUCUACUCGCACAUGGAGGCGGCCGACGGCGAGCUCGAGGCGCGCCUCGGCUCUACGCUGCUGGGCGGCCCCGGCGCGGGCGCAGGCGCGGGGGCGGCGGGGGCGCUGUCCACGGCGCCGCCCGUGUACCCCGUGCUGUGUCCGCCGCUGGCGUCCGACGCCCCCUGCCUGGGCCACGUCGACUUCCAGGAGCUGCGCAUGAUGCUGCUCGGCGAGGCAGGCGCGGCCGAGAAGACGCCGGGCGGCGCGGACGGGGCGCGGACGCGGGCGGACGGCGCGGCCAAGGAGGGCGCGGGCGCCACGGGGCCCGAGGGCGCGCCCGAGGCCCGGGCCAAGCCCGCUGUGCGCGUCCGCCUGGAGGACCGCUUCAACAGCAUCCCUGCCGAGCCGCCCGCGGCGCCUCGCGGCCCUGAGCCCCCCGAGCCCGGCGUGGCGCUCAACAAUUUGGUAACUCUUAUUCGACAUCCAUCUGAAUUAAUGAAUGUUCCUCUUCAUCAACAACAAAAUAAAUGUACAGCAUUAGUGAAAAAUAAAACUGCCGCUGCGGCUACUGCUUUGCAGUUCACCUACCCCCUCUUCACAGGCACAUGCUCCACGGGUGGAAAUUCUAACCUUUCACAGACGCAGAGUUCCAGUAACUCAUGUUCUGUACUUGAAGCUGCCAAGCACCAGGAUAUUGGACUGCCAAGAGCAUUUUCUUUCUGUUACCAGCAAGAGAUCGAAUCCACUAAACAGACUUUAGGUAGCAGAAAUAAAACUUUGCCUGAGCAGGUUUGGAUUAAAGUGGGAGAAGAAGCGCUUUGUAAGCAAGCAAUAAAUAAGAGGAAUCGGAGUAGAAUACGUCAGUUGGACACAAGUAUAGAACGAAGAGCCCUUGGAGAGAUUCAGAAUGUGGGCGAAGGCUCUACAGCCACACAGGGCGCCUGGCAGUCCUCGGAGUCCUCACAAUCAAACCUGGGGGAGCAAACCCAGAGCGGGCCCCAGGGAGGAAGGUCUCAGCGUAGGGAGAGGCAUAACCGAAUGGAAAGAGAUAGAAGGCGCAGAAUCCGCAUUUGCUGUGACGAGCUGAAUCUUUUAGUUCCCUUCUGCAAUGCGGAGACGGAUAAGGCGACAACGCUUCAGUGGACCACAGCGUUCCUGAAGUACAUUCAGGAAAGACACGGGGAUUCCCUUAAAAAGGAAUUCGAGAGUGUGUUUUGCGGUAAAACGGGCAGAAGGCUAAAGCUGAGCAGACCAGACUCCUUGGUGACGCGCCCCGCACAGGGCAGUCUGCAGAGCAGCCCCGCACUGGAGACCAAGUGACUGGGCCGGACAGGAGUGCUGGGGAGCCGGGGCUGCUCGCACGCGACCCGGGAGCUCUGCUCUGGCAGUGCGACUCCCAGAGCCGUGGCCGCAUGGACGGGACUCCAGGAGGGACUGUGAGAGCACAUUUUCCAAAGUAUUUACCUAGAACAGAGCACUUGUGCACUAAUGUCCUCUGAGGUCAUUUGGGGAUGAAGACAUCUUGUGUUAGUAAGUAAUUUCCAAUUACUGUCUGAUGCCAUCAUGUUUGCCUAACAUGGUAACUCACAAUGGGAACAUCCUUUGUAACUUCUACUUUCCUUAUUUUAUUUGCAUUUGAAAUAUGCCCCUUUAGCAAUUGGAAGAAGGUAAAUUGUUCUUAACUAGAAGUAGUUUGAGAAUUUUAUUCCACUUGUUGUAUGACUCCCCUCGUAUUUCCAGUCUCAUGGUACUUUGUGUUGCAAAAUGCGGUACUAUUUUAACUUUGCGGUAAACAUUUUCCAGUCUCCCUUUGAAGCUACUUUUGUCCAUAUGUAAAAUAUUUUUUCAGUAGGCAGCUUAAGUGCCCACAUUUUCCUAUUACAUGUAAUAAAGCGUGUUUGGACGGAA
Cavia porcellus (domestic guinea pig) is the source of this 2192-nucleotide messenger RNA. It is a transcript of the gene Tcfl5, whose product is annotated as transcription factor like 5. Gene Ontology annotation, molecular function: RNA polymerase II cis-regulatory region sequence-specific DNA binding; DNA-binding transcription factor activity, RNA polymerase II-specific; protein dimerization activity. The transcript is spliced from 6 exons. Gene Ontology annotation, biological process: regulation of DNA-templated transcription; spermatogenesis. The coding region runs from base 123 to 1604 and encodes 493 amino acids. NCBI's taxonomy places the organism in Eukaryota, Metazoa, Chordata, Mammalia, Rodentia, Caviidae. The record is from RefSeq and is a predicted model, not a curated record. Gene Ontology annotation, cellular component: nucleus.